Molecule: messenger RNA, 1488 nt
Organism: Pseudomassariella vexata
Lineage: Eukaryota; Fungi; Ascomycota; Sordariomycetes; Amphisphaeriales; Pseudomassariaceae
Product: cytochrome P450 ClCP1
Exons: 6
Coding region: 1-1488 (495 amino acids)
Molecular function (GO): heme binding; monooxygenase activity; iron ion binding
Source: RefSeq, a predicted model, not a curated record
AUGGUGUUUCCCUUACCCAUAGGCACUGUCGUCGGUGCAGCUGUUGUUGGGAUCGGACUGUAUCUACUCUUGAUAGCAGUGUAUAGAGCUCUCUUCCACCCUCUACGGAACUACCCAGGCCCCUUUCUCAACCGGAUCACUAAGCUUCCGGUUGUGUAUGCCACGAUCAAAGGCAGACAGCCACAAUACGUCGCAUCUUUGUUCGAAAAGUAUGGCCCUGUCGUCAGAAUAAGCCCUAACAACUUGGGGUUCAUUGACGCCCAAGCAUGGAAGGACAUCUACGGCCAUCGUCAAAGUGGGAGGUUCGAGAAGGCAUAUGAGUACUAUCGCCAGACUCCUGCAGGCCCCAUCAACAUGAUCAAUGCCGACCCCGUUGAACAUGCCGCGCUACGUAAAUGGGUUGCACCUAGUUUCUCGGAUCGCUCCAUGAAAGAGCAGGAGCCCAUGAUUGGCGGCUACGUCGAUUUGCUCAUUGACAGGCUCAUGCAAAAUUGUCAUGGCGGGCACACAGCGGUCAACCUUCGCGAGUGGUACAAUUUCAUGACCUUCGAUGUCAUUGGCAAACUUGCCUUCUCUAGUGACUUUGGCUGUCUCGAGUCAUCCGAUUAUCACCCAUGGGUCAGAAUGAUCACGUUUUUCAACCGUGAAACGGUAUACCUUGGUGAGCUAAAGCGGAACGGUUUCAGCUUCCUCAUCAAGUGGCUUGCAAAGGUCGGCCUUGGGAAAAACAGAUUGAAGCACGUGGAAUACACAAAGGAAAAACUCCUCAAGCGUAUUGAAUCCGGGAAACAGCCUGACCUGCUUGAGGGGCUUCUUCACAACAAAGAUGGCGUCGAACUAUGUCUGAAGAGAUUGCAGUCAAAUUCUGGCUUAUUCAUCAUUGCUGGCUCGGAAACCACUGCCACUCUUCUCUGCGGCGUAACCUACCUCCUUUUGACACAUCCCGAAUCAUUCAAACAGGUGGUAGAAGAGGUUCGGUCCUCGUAUACUACAUCGGAAGAGAUCACCUUGACCUCUGUGGCCAAGCUGUCCUACAUGCUCGCAUGCCUGAAUGAGACACUCCGCUGCUAUCCACCAGCACCCGGUUGGAUGCCACGUCGAGUAGUUAAGGGGAUGGGCAGUGUUAUUAUCAACGGAAACGUAGUCCCCGAAGGUACACUCGUCAGCGUUUGGCAGCUCCCGAUGUACCACAGUAAGUACAACUUCAUCGGUCCAGAGGGUUAUCACCCCGAGCGUUUCUUUGGCGAUCUCAAGUUUGCCAGCGACAAGCUGGACGUUCUGCAGCCAUUCAGCAUAGGUCCCAAUAACUGUAUUGGUCGCAAUUUGGCAUAUGCUGAGAUGCGGCUCAUUCUCGCGAGGAUCUUGUUCACCUUCGACCUCACACUUGCCGAUGACAGCAGGCACUGGAUCAAAAACCAGAAGAUUUACAUGCUCUGGGAAAAACCGAUCCUAAAUGUGUACAUGACGCCUGUUCCCACUGAACAAUAG